Messenger RNA from Chlamydomonas reinhardtii, 4618 nucleotides. RefSeq lists its product as uncharacterized. The transcript is spliced from 19 exons. NCBI's taxonomy places the organism in Eukaryota, Viridiplantae, Chlorophyta, Chlorophyceae, Chlamydomonadales, Chlamydomonadaceae. The coding region runs from base 126 to 2909 and encodes 927 amino acids. The record is from RefSeq and is a predicted model, not a curated record.
CUUAAUUUUCCUGUGCUAUUUUUUUGGCGUCGCCAGCUCGCCACAGCCAGUUCAAACUUUGCGAGCCAGCCGCUUGCAGCAUGGGCAUGAGCUUGACGUCUGUAUCAAUUGCAAAAGAUUCUGCAAUGGCUGGAGCUCGCUACCAUGGCGUGGCCGCGAGUGUGCCUGUGUCGUCCAAGCACCUGCGCUUGCGCCAUCGGCGGAGCUCCCAAGCUCAGAGAGCUUGCCGCGGCGCCAAUCCAGUGUCCCUUUCGCCCCUCCUCCUCCUCCUCCUCGUCCUCCUGCAAGCCACCGCACCGCCCCUCGCCGCGGCCGCCGGGCUCUGCGCGGCCGCCGUGGCCACCGGCCCUCGCACACUGGGGGCGUUGGCUGCCGCCUGCCCUGAGCAGCUCAGCACCUCCCUGGCUCUGCUGGCUGCCGCCGCCGCCGGGCCGCUGGGAGACCAUGCGGGGUGGCUGCUAGGGUGUGCGCCCGGCGAGCGCAGCUGCCCUCGGACCGUUUUCCUGCCCGUCGACUCGGCCUGGCAGAAGCACUUCCAAGCCACUGGCAGCAGCCUUGCCACCGCCACCGCCGCCCUGACCUCAGCGCCCGCCGGCAGUAGCAGCAGCAGCAGCCCGCAGCAGCAACAGCUACUGCCGGACGUCGCGCGUGUGCUGCUGCUGCACGUGCUGGGGGCGGGGGAGGGGAAGCUGCGCGCGAGGCAGUUCCCCAAGGUGCCGGGAGCCAGGUCGUACGGCACACGACUGGGCGGUGCACGGCUGACCGUGUCCAGGUCCGCCGGCGCCGCCAACACGCUGCAGCUGAGGGGGCCGGUGGUGGCGGGUGGCGCGGCGGCCACCUCCCUCACCAGCAACCUGCCUGCGGGCAAGGUGUUUGUCUACCUGGUGGAUGUCGUGCUGCUGGCGCCGCCCCCCGCAUCCCCCUCGCCCUCACCCCCGCUGCCCCAAGCCACCGCCACCUCCCCGAGCCCGCCCUCGCCCCCGCCUCCCUCGCCCCGGCCUCCCUCGCCUCCACCUCCCUCGCCUCCGCCUCCCUCCCCGCCCCCGCCCUCUCCGUCCAGCACCCCCACCCCCACCCCUGAUACCACCGCACCCUCGCCGCCACUGCCUCCCCCACCGCCGCCCUCACGCAACCGGCGGCCGCGCCCACCGCCAGGCCCGCCGCCGCGUGCGCCCGCCAGCCCACGGCCGCCGUUGUCGGUUAGUGGUUUGGCGGGCUAUCUGGAUCUGAUAACGGACAUGCGCGCGCCCGUGAUCUCCGUCUUGAUGGUGGCGGUGCCCGGCACACGCAAGUAUGUGCUUGUGGAGCGGCCCACGGACGUGUUCUACGUCAACGGCGGAGUGAUCGACAUGGACACACGGAAGACCCUGCGCUUCCUGCCCGCUGAGAACCGCUUCUGCUCGGGCGUGAUGGUGCUGCCCAGCGGCAUGCCCAUAUUCCCGGGCGGCUUCGGACCCACGGGCCUGCUCAAAGACGGCCGAGCCAACAUCGGGGGUUUCUUCGUGGGCAACAACUCGCUCAUCAACGUCGGCAACAUGCGCGCGCUGAGGUGGUACGCCACGCCCGCCGUCAUGCCGGACGGCAAGGUGCUCAUCGCGGGCGGCAGUCCGCAGUACAACGCCGGCGCGCCGCCGCCCUGGGCGGAGCUGUGGGACCCCGCGCAGCCCUGGGCCCCGACGCGCACCGUGGCACAGCCGCCGGCGUUCGAGUCGGUGGAGCACCGCUGGUACCCGCUGCUAUGGCUGCUGCCGCGGGGCGACGUGUUCUGGUGGGCGGACCGCGCGGGCGCCAUCACCGACAGCGACACGUUCCGGGUGCUGCGCAACGUGCCCAGGUUCCCAGACAACUACAGGUACCGUAUGCUGUACCCCUUCACGGCCGCCGGCACCAUGUUGGCGCUGCGGCCGCAGGACAACUACCAGCCCAGCUUCGUCGUGUUCGGGGGCGGGGACAUGUCGGGCCGGCCCUUCAUCAACGAUGACGACGUGACGUUGGCCGCCUCCUCGCAGGCGGCGCGCCUGGACCUGACAGCCUGCAGCUCCGACCCCUCCGGCUACUGCACCAGCGGGUGGCAGCUGGAGGACAUGCUGGGUCUGCGGCGGCUGAUGGGUGAUGCGGUGGUGCUGCCCAACGGCCGAGUCAUUCUGCACGGCGGCGCGGCGUCCGGCCUGACCGGCCUGCCCAAGGGCGGCCCCAACCAGGCCGCCGACCCGCAGCUGGUCCCGCUGGCCUACGACCCCUACGCGCCGCCCGGCCGCCGCUUCAGCCGACUGGAGCCGGGGCCCGUGGUGCGGCUGUACCACUCGGCGGUGUGCCUGGACCCGUCUGGCCUGCUGCUGGUGGCGGGCUGUGAGACGUGCUCGGGCUACCGGGGCGGGACCCCCUUCAUCUCGCCCAGCCCCGACGGCAUGUUCGAGUACCGCCUGGAGUGGAUCACACCAGCCGAGGUGGCGCCGGGCGUGCCGCGACCCGUCUGGGUGGACGAGGGGGCUGCUGCAGACGGAGGUGGAGGUGGAGGCGGAGGUGGAGGUGGAGGCGUGCGGCCGCCGUCAGUCGUCCAACGCGGCAGCACCUUCAACGUGACCUACGACUACGACUACGAGCUGGGCGCCGCCCCCGGCAGCAGCAGCCCCCUGCUGGCCGCCGCCUCGCUGGCCGCCCCCUGCGCCGCCACCCACUCCGUGGCCAUGAACUCCCGAGUGGUGCUGAUGACGGUCCUGUCGGACGUCGAAGUUCCUGGCGGCGGCGGCGGUGGCGGCGGGCCUUCCGAGCCGCCGCGCCGGCGUGUGGCCACCAUUGCGGCGCCGCCCGCCUCCCUGCCCGGCCUGGCGCCCGCGGGGCCCUACCUGCUGUUCCUGGUGGGGCAGGCCGGCAGCUACAGCCGCGGCGUGUGGGUGACCGUCACGUGAGCAGCUACAGCCGCGGCGUGUGUGGGUGACCGUCACGUGUUCAUCGGCGGUAUGGGCGUGGGCCACGUGAUGGGGCGUGGGGCUGCGUCGUGAGCCGACUGUCACGUGACCGGCAUGCACCGCUGUGCGCGAUUGGCACCGCGGCGACUGGCGUCAACUGGAGCUGCCUGGGGGAAGGUGUCGGGAGGGACGGCCGGCGCACGAGAAAUGUGGGCGACGGAGGGAGAGUCAUGUCGGGAGGGAGUGCAGGGUAGAGGAGGGCGGGCUGGGGCGCGUUGAAGGGCAGACCGCGUGUGAGGCGGUUGCUGCUGUUGUGUGCAUGCAGUGUGGCGGGGCGAGGGUGGGUGACCGCCGCACUUGCAAAGCAAGGUUAAGAGUACAGCUGCAGGGUUGCAAGUAGAAGGGGUCUCAAAUUGCAUGCAUGCAAGCUUGCAUACAAGCAGCCACACGUGUCGCAACAUCUGCAUCCAGAUGUUGCCUUUCAUUUCCGUACUACCGUACCGUAAAUACAUAGCACGGUUUAGCCAAUGAACUGUCGGUGGAGUACGGCGGGCCGCUUCGGGCAUCCCAAGUCUCGUCCAAUAGGCAGUAGCAUGUUGCAUGUGGAUUGGUAUCAGUAGCAAGUGGACUGAUAGAUGGCAGCAUCAGGGCCGCCUAGCUAGGACGUUCAAGGUCCUCAAUGCACUAGGGCAAAGCACAGCACUCGGCGUCCAGGGGCAUUGCUGCGCACGCAGAUGGAGUCUCAGUAAUAUAGAAGCUUCGAGCCGCUGGCGGACAUGCAUACUUGGCGUCCAUGUUGUGUUGUUGGCGUGUCCGCACCGCAUUUGACUCACUCGCCAUUUCCAUACAUGUUGGGCUCCCUCUUCUGCCUUGCCGCGCCCUGUCCUUGCACCUGCUGCUUGUCACACCGUCGCCCGGCCAUUGCUUUGCUGCACGCUGCUCGCAUUACGUGGGUUGUCGUCGUCGGUGCUCAUCCGUGGACGUCGGUCGCCUGAGCUGCAACUCUGCAUCGCACGUGGUGUGGCGUCGCAUACUGUCUGUGUGGUGCUAUCGCCUGGCCGGAGCAUGAGGACUGCGCGUCAGCAAAGCUCUAUGAGCCGGCCAGCGCGGUAUACAACAUCAAUAACACGGACGGCCUCACUGCCCUCACAGUGGCUCGAGCCUAGCGGAUGGCACUAUGGCAGAUUGGCCUUUUCCUGGGAAACACGCUGCACUGGACAGGGCGGGCGACACUGGGCCGAACGUCACCGCAAAGUGGCGCAAGUGCGCAGGCUGGGUUGCAGCAGAUGGAAGGCACUAAGACCUUGCUUCAAAGAGGACCUGGAAAGAACGGCUUCCCCUCCCCUGGCUUCCGGCUUUCGCAGCUUCUUCGGCGUGCCAAGCCUGUGAGAGCCUGGGGUGUCGUGUCCUGGCGUGUGAGCGUGCGUGCCGUGUCACACCGACCAUUGGGUCCGGUCUUUGCAUUUCCUCUUUAUCAUUAGCGUGCAGACAAGACAAUAAGAUUUACGUUCUGCAUGAUUUGGAGUCACGCUUGUAUGCGCGGACUAUAGAAAGAUCUGUUUGGAUAAGAGCGUCGUACUGCAUGGAGGCAGCGACGUCUCGAGGCCAAGUGCGUGGGAGAGAGCCACCAGCUCGUCUUUUGGCUCUCGUCCCGAACGUGCGCCCCGUAUUACAGACCAAACCUAGUCUCGUUGUAAUAUUUGAGAGUC